GUCAACAGUGUCAAAAACUAAGCGAAAGGAACAAAAACACUCCGUGUUUUUAUCAUAGUCGGUUUUUGCGAAGAAAAUGAACAAUAAAUCGCAAUAAAUUAGCGUUUGUUUUACUCCUGUAGACUAGUGGCUAGCCAAACGAUAAACUUUACGCAAUUUCAUUUGUCAAUAUACGUCCAUUCAAGUGCUCACUAGUUGUUCAUUGGUAGGAAUAAAGAAAAUAUGUACAUGUUUGGGUGUUCUGUACCGUUCGUGAAGCGAUAAAUAGCGCUGUGGUUUUUGUGUAGAAGUAAAAAUAUUGCAAUUACGGUCAGGAUUCGGUCCUCUUUGUGUGCUAGAGGGCAAUACCGAGUGAUUCUGCUAGGACGUUAGCCCCGCGAUUGGCAAUGAAUUCCACCGGAAAUGGUCGUGGUAUUGGAACCGGCAACGGGAAGGAUGCCAGCAAACGAUUUUCGAUUCACGACGCGUUUGAAGAGGAAACCGACGAAGUGAUUAAGGUCUACGGGUCGACGGUCAUAUCGACGCCGAUGAGAGCAAAAGCCCGAUCCCCGGAUGAUGUGUCCAUACGGGUACAUCACGAUCAAAGGACUCUAAAAUACACCGAUGAUACCACCUCUAGGGAUAGCGAUUCGUUGAUACAGGAGUACGGCAAUCUGUCCUCGAAUGAUACGUACACCUACUGCUGGCGCCAUCCGAAAGUGCGUGAAAACUGGCGAACCGUGCUGGCUGCCGUAACACUACUAGUCAUUGGAACCGGCUUGAUCGCGAUGGGAGCGUACGCCAUUGCUGAGCCCCACAACGGAUCCCAGGCUGCCGUUUUCUUCGUUGCCGGAUUCAUCUGCUUCGUCCCCGGAGCGUAUCACGUGGUUUACAUCUGGCUGGCGGCACGCGGCUAUAGGGGCUUCGAUUUCUAUCACUUGCCACUGUUUACGUGAAGAAAACACACAUACGUAAGUUGAACAUUUAUAAUGUCAUUGCAAACACACGUACCCGUACACUUUUUUGCUCAUGCUUCCUUCCCUGGAGAGAAGGACAGUUAAAGAUGGCUGGAGAUGCAGCGAAAGGAAAUAUGAAAGCAUUGUAAACUCUUUCUGGAUGGCAACGGAAAAGCAGCAGUAGCUCAGAAACGAGAUGUGAUUAAAUUGUAAGUUGGUUAGACUUUAUUUUUCUCGAAAUACUAGACGCAGAUAAAAAACUUCUUGAGAUCGAUCCUCACCGUAAGAUGAGGGGCACUUUAAAAUCUAAUAAAUUAUUUUAUACUUUGUAAGGAAUAAGAUAUAUACACUCUCUUUUAUGUAUAGGUCUAAUUUUGAUAAUAAAACACAUAUUUUACUGAAAUUAAACGAUGAACAAAGACUUACACGGAGCCCAGUUUUUGAAGUUGAAUUUAGAUUAGGAAAAAGGUAGCAUUAUACGAUGGCACUAUUCCCUGGAUAAUCAGAAUAACAUUCAGAUAGUGACCAGACACGAUGUCCACCUUCUCAUAUUCAAUCAGUAACGAUUUGAUUGUAUCUCAACAGGUAAUUAAAAUUUCUACACAGUUACAGUCAAUAUAUAGAGAAACUUCAAUUGAAUAAGUUCUAGGUUUGAAAUACUCGAAUCUGUUAAUCGUAGAUUAUAAUGAAUUGAGUAGAAACGCAGUGCGACAGAACAAUUCAGUUAGACUAUAAUCGGAACAAGUAUUUCGCGAAGACUCCCAAAUUAUAUUGUAACGAUACCAAAUUCAUUCAUGACUUCUUUUUGGGCGGAGUUAUUUUAAGUUGCAUUUCUUUUUGUACGCAAUCUGACGUACAUAGGGACAAAAUCUAAAAAAAACAGACACAUUGCAUAAAAAUUUGCGUUUAAUAGUUACAUGACGAAGUAUUCUUCUCUCCUACUGCAGGGUACGCAAGUAGUAAAAAUUCGCUAAUGAAUGAUAAUGCCACAAGCAUGUUAAUACAAUAGAAGCAAUAAAACGAGACACGCGAAAGUAAAGUCGGCUGUAGUGUUCUGUUUUAUAGCAUGCAUCCUGACAAGACUGGUGAUUGCAUUUCUUUAGUUUUUUUCCUAUGUGCGAAUGUGCCAUUAUCAUUUCAACACUCCAAAAUUAGGCCGUUGGUCUGUGAGCUUAACAUCUUCCACAAACAUUCAUAUACCAGCAAUUAUUAAAACUGAAUACAAUAUAAAAAUAGGAAAAGAUAAGGUAUGUAGACUUCAAGGGCCUUGCAAGUAGCCCGAGGAUGCUUUUGGUUGAUCAAAACACAAUUCUCUGUAGUAAUUUUCUAAUUCACGUACUUUCUAUGUAUUUUUUCUUAAAUUCAAUCGUCAGUGUUCAUUUGUUUUAGCGGAUGGAUCAGAAAACUGUUUUUUUUUUGCAAUUUAAAAAAUUGUAUAUUUUUAGAAGCUCAACUGACUGCAUUUUGUGAAUGCUUAUUUUUCAAACAGUAUUUGGAAUACGUUUACUUUCUACCACAAUUCAACGAAUUUUCGAUCCGAUCCAAAAAAUUCUAAAUUUCAAGAGAAACAUAGGUACUCCAGCCAGCAACAUUAGAUCUUCUUGUGUGAUCAAUUCACCAGAGAAUGGAAAUAGCCGCGAAUUUUCAGAAUCAUGUGAGAGGACUUUAUUAGACUGCUUUUGUGUAGGAUACAUGAAAAACUAAUCAAACAUUGCACCAAACAGGGGACACAUGUGUUUAUACAGUAUUUUGUACCACGCACUCCCAAGUGAAAUCAUGACAAAGAAAUGGGCCGAGUAGGGUUUGUUUUACUUUUGUUUGAACUUUAAAACAAUAUAAGCAGAGGCGACCUGUGAAUUUGACGGAUUCAGCCGUCGGAUUCAUCAUCGGAGUACUGUAAGUGUACUGUUGCUAUUGUAUUACGCAGCAAGCAGCAACGAGGAUUAUGGCAAUUAUCUAUUUUAUGGAAUAAAAAAACCUGAAUAAACCUUUGUACUACUUAUAAUCGUUCCAAGAA
Molecule: messenger RNA, 2952 nt
Organism: Toxorhynchites rutilus septentrionalis
Lineage: Eukaryota; Metazoa; Arthropoda; Insecta; Diptera; Culicidae
Product: transmembrane protein 134
Exons: 2
Coding region: 387-935 (182 amino acids)
Source: RefSeq, a predicted model, not a curated record